AUGAAAGACCGGCUAAACGAGCUGCGUGAAUUUGCCAAGUUACACAACCAACAGUUUUCUGCUAUUGACGAUGAUGAAAAUUCACCCCAAGAUGUUCUCCUUUAUGAGACUGAUUAUGCCUUGGAAAUUCUUCAUAAAGACAUACAGAACAUCCGGAUGGAAAAUGACCACCUAAAGGAGGAUGUCAAACGGCUCAGAAAGCAAAACAACCGCUUCCUUACUUCCAUGCGCCGCCUUAGUAGCAUCAAACGAGACACCAAUUGUAUUGCCAGAGACAUCAAGGCCCGCGGAGAAAACAUCCACAGGAAGCUCCAGAUAAUGAGAGAUUUCAGCGAAGACGCAAUAACAAAAUACGGGGCUAUGUCUGUCAUUGCCAGGGUGGCGAAGAACCACUACGUUGACCUCAUGCACGCCUUUCAGGAAGCCAUGUUUGAAUACAAUGCAACCGAGAUGAACCAACGGGAGAACUGCAAGAUCCGAAUUCAGCGUCAGCUAGAGAUCAUGGGCAAAGACGUUUCUGGCAACCAGAUCGAGGAGAUGAUUGAGCAAGGCAAGUGGGACGUCUUCUCAGAGAAUCUCUUGUCGGAGGUUAAGGGGGCUCGCUCGGCCUUGAAUGAGAUAGAGACACGUCAUAAGGAGCUGGUGAAGUUAGAAGGUCGCAUUAAGGAAAUUCACGAGCUCUUUCUGCAGGUAGCCCUGCUUGUGGAGGAACAGGCAGACACCUUCGACGUCAUUGAGAUAAAUAUGCAAAACGUUGAGGACUAUGUAGGAGAAGCUAAAGAGCAAGUGAAAAAAGCUUUGGAAUACAGAAGAAAACACCCCCUCAGAACCAUCCUCUGUUGCUGCUUAUCCUGUUGUAGAAGGUGA
Molecule: messenger RNA, 867 nt
Organism: Eurypyga helias (sunbittern)
Lineage: Eukaryota; Metazoa; Chordata; Aves; Eurypygiformes; Eurypygidae
Gene: STX11
Product: syntaxin 11
Exons: 1
Coding region: 1-867 (288 amino acids)
Biological process (GO): intracellular protein transport; synaptic vesicle fusion to presynaptic active zone membrane; exocytosis
Cellular component (GO): SNARE complex; endomembrane system; plasma membrane
Molecular function (GO): SNAP receptor activity; SNARE binding
Source: RefSeq, a predicted model, not a curated record